GUGUGUCCAAAUAUCAUCAUCAUCAUCAUCAUCUAUAUCGAUAUCAUCGUCGUAGUCAUCGACCAUCAAAAGUAUCAUAGAUCAGCAGCGACAACAACAACGACUACCACCGUUUAGAAGACUUAAAAAAUCGAAAAAAAUGCAAUUAAAAGAAGUGAAUGAAUUUUGUGGCAAUGGUAUUGGAAAUAUAUCGGAAACAACGGAACAAUCAACAAAUGAAUCGAUUGCAGGUGUCAACGGCGUGAUCAAUAAAGCCUAUUUGAAUGAAGCAGAAGAAGAAGAAGAAGAAAAGGGAAAUGAAAAAAUCAAAAAUUUCCAUCAUAAUAACUAAUGGUGAUGAUCAAAAUAAUAAUCCAAUUAUGGAUGAUAUGGAUCCGAAAAAAAUGAAUAAUAAUACUAAAUCAUUGGCUAUGAUUAAUGGUGAUAUUGAAAAACAAUCAUCAGUAUCAUCGACAAAUGUUUCAACGAUUGAUGAUGAUGAUGAUGAUGAUGAGAAGAAAACAUUGUAUCAAAUACAAACAUCAUGGGCCGUAUUACGACAAAUGUUGUUACCAUUUUUAAUCGCUGGAAUUGGUUCUGUAUUUGCUGGUGUCGUAUUGAAUGCCGUAACACAAUGGCCAGUUUUUGUCGAUAUUCCACAAAUUUCCAUAAUGGUUACAGCAUUUUUAGGCCUUAUCGGAAACAUUGAAACAACAUUGGCAUCACGUCUGUCCACACAAGCAAAUCUUGGACGAAUGGAUUCAUGGCAUGGUAUUCGUGAUAUUGUUUUCGGUAAUUUUAUGGUCAUUCAAUGUCAGGCAUCCACAGUGGGAUUAUUCGCAGCAAUUUGUUCAUUAGCUAUAUCGGCUAUACGUGAAGAGACAAGACAAAAAAUUUCUACAGAUUCAAUCAUUUUAUUAUGUUCAACAUCAGUGGUUACAUCGAUCAUUGCAAAUACAUUGAUUGCUACAAUAAUCAUUAUCGUUAUACUUGUAGCACGUCGACUUCGAAUUAAUCCAGAUAACAUAUCGACACCUGUUGCAGCAUCAAUGGGUGAUGUUUGUACCAUAAGUAUUCUAGCACAUGUUGGUCAAUACCUUUAUGAAUUACAAUAUGGUCGUCAGAUUCAGAUCACAUUGAUGGUGUUGUGUUUAUGUGCAGCACCUGUAUUUGGUGUGUUUGCCAGACGCAAUCGUUGGACAAAAUCGGUAAUUUAUUCUGGAUGGACUGCCAUUCUUGGUGCCGUUAUAAUUGAACAACCGGGUGGUGUUGUAAUGGAAAAAGCAUUUCAAAAUUAUAAAGUCAUGUCAACGUUUCAACCAUUGGUCAAUGGUAUCGGUAGUAAUCUUGUCGGCAUACAAACAAGUCGUAUGUCAACAUUUUUACAUGCAUCUGCACCGAAAGGAUUGCUGCCUACAUCGAAUCCAACUCCUUUUGUUAGUCCAUGGUUUGUUUUUUGUUCCAAAGAUCUACAUGCACGAAUGGCCCGUCUUUUAAUGAUGGUCAUUGUUCCGGCCCACCUAUUCUAUAUGGCCAUCAUAUUUACAUUACAAAGUACAUUUGAUUUUAAUUUCGUCGUAACCGGACCAUUUAUGUCAGUUUAUAUAAUCGCUGUUGUCUUACAAUUGGCUUUAUUACUAUAUUUGGCAUAUAUAUCGGUAUUUUGGGCAUGGAAACAUCGUAUCAAUCCUGAUAAUUCAGCCAUACCAUUCACAUCGGCAUUGGCCGAUGUUUUCGGUAAUUGUUUAAUGGCUGUUGCAUUCACUUUCUUGAAAUGGAUUAAUGAUGAAAAUACAACAAUAAUGGAAAAUAAUGAUAAUAAUGAUGCCAGUUUGAUGACAACCAUUUUUACGAAUUAUAAUAAUAAUAAUAAUAAUUUAACAACAUCAACAAUAGCUACGACGACUGAACAAUUGCUCAACAAUUCUACAAUCAUUUAUUAUUGAAUUUUAACGAUGAAUUUAAUAAUUUUUUAAAAUUUUUGAUUUAUUCAUCAAUGUUAAUGAUGAUGAUGAUGAUGAUGAUGAUGAUGUAGUCACUUCAUGGCAUCAUUAUCGACUAUACCAAUGCAUUUUAUUGAAUGAGGAUUUGGCAUUUUUUAAAAUAAUUUUCUACAUUCUUGUGAUUUUAA
Dermatophagoides farinae (American house dust mite) is the source of this 2110-nucleotide messenger RNA. Lineage: Eukaryota; Metazoa; Arthropoda; Arachnida; Sarcoptiformes; Pyroglyphidae. The record is from RefSeq and is a predicted model, not a curated record.